Messenger RNA from Laccaria bicolor S238N-H82, 559 nucleotides. RefSeq lists its product as uncharacterized. The transcript is spliced from 4 exons. Bases 1 to 501 code for a protein of 166 amino acids. The record is from RefSeq and is a predicted model, not a curated record. NCBI's taxonomy places the organism in Eukaryota, Fungi, Basidiomycota, Agaricomycetes, Agaricales, Hydnangiaceae.
AUGGAUCAUCCCCACUACUCGUCGCUCUCAUCUGAUGCUAUUCGCAGCUACAGCGAUGUACGGACAUCUCGGGAACUGUGGACGGGAUCCACUUCGCAUUGUAUGCGAAUUUCACGUAGCGUCAUCCGCAAACAAUUUCCUGUCAAUCGGCAUUGCAUUUUGACUCAAGAUCUUGCACUUACAUGUUGGACUCGGCCUUCUCUGGGCUUCUGCAACUCGAUUUGGCUAUCCCGUCCAGCGCUGCAGAAGGAGUUCGCAAUGGGUGCCAACGGAUCCUCAAGUGACUCCCUCCACAAUUCCGAUGGCCGGCCCAAGGCAAGAGGUCGGAAAGAAGGCGACCACUGGACAGCUUGGGCCUUCGACCUCAAGUCCAAGCGCUCCAUCUUCUACCUUCACAUGUACGAGGAUGGACGAGUGGCUAGAUUCGGUGCGGAUAAACGCAAGGCAUUUCGAGUGAAGAAGUAUGACCUUAUAUGGAGUGGAGAGGUGACAGCGAAAUAGACAUACAUACUAAGUACCUUGAGACUGGCCGAGUCAAUAAAUAAGCUGUUAGUGUAUA